AUGUUCACACUUAUUUCCUGCUAUGACUGCGUCGCUGGCAGGUUUCCAGUGAAAGGCCUUCGACUCCGUUUGAAGGAAAUCAAUUUGCUGUUUGCUGCUCUGUUGUGUUGGUGCUGCCUUGGUUGCUGCAUAGGUGAUGAUGGAUGUAUCGUGUCUGAAACAAGCAUCAGGAGAGCUACCAUAACAAAGGGAGUCCCGGGUACCAUUUACUUGUUGCGCGAAGCAGCCCUCGAAAGGGUAUUCCUGAGGGUAUUUAUGAAGAGAAGCGACAAGGGGCUGAAGGCCGAGGUGAUAACUCUGCAGCAGAAAGAUCUGCCGCUGAAUAAACACUUUCAAGAUAUCAUCAUUUCAAUUGAUUCCGAAGGCCACCCAAGCAUGACCCUUCCCAACAUCACCGAGAGGACCUUCACCUGUUGCCGGAACUCCAAGAUCGAGAAACUGGAGGUGGAGUCGGAGGGCGGGGGAGUGUGGCUCUUCUACAGGUGUCCAGAGGCCAUGGCCAAAGAGAGGCUUCAGAAGAUUACCUCCCUUAGCGCGGAAGGCAGAGACAGAGAUCCCCCUGAUUCCAGCGCGAAAGGUCAGCCCCACCCCGCCGCGUAUGCGUGGGUGCCACUGGUACUUGCGCUCGCCUGCUGUCGGAUCGGCUUCGUGUAAUCGAGAGCCACGGCUUUUGUGGAAGAUCCGAACACUAAUGCACGGAUGCUCUUAUACUGCAGAUGUGUACAGAUAUCUGGAUUCCGAUCCCUUACUCGAGUGGUGGCAGCCUCCCUUAUGGAGAUAGUUGACUUACUGAAUGCUAGCCAAGUGAACUAAAGGUUUACACACACACACACACACACACACCACACACACACACACACACACACACACACACAC
Penaeus monodon (black tiger shrimp) is the source of this 876-nucleotide messenger RNA. RefSeq lists its product as uncharacterized. The transcript is spliced from 5 exons. The record is from RefSeq and is a predicted model, not a curated record. Lineage: Eukaryota; Metazoa; Arthropoda; Malacostraca; Decapoda; Penaeidae. The coding region runs from base 1 to 654 and encodes 217 amino acids.